Oncorhynchus nerka (sockeye salmon) is the source of this 4246-nucleotide messenger RNA. RefSeq names its product presenilin-associated rhomboid-like protein A, mitochondrial. Lineage: Eukaryota; Metazoa; Chordata; Actinopteri; Salmoniformes; Salmonidae. Gene Ontology annotation, molecular function: serine-type endopeptidase activity. Bases 49 to 1263 code for a protein of 404 amino acids. Gene Ontology annotation, cellular component: membrane. The transcript has 10 exons. The record is from RefSeq and is a predicted model, not a curated record.
UCCCAACCCGGCAGUGACCGUUGUGCGACGUUCGGUUGGGGUCAUAAAAUGGCGUGGAGAGGAUAUUUUGUCAAAUGGACCAAAACAGAAUGUAUAAAUUCUGUUUCCACAGUUUCGAGAGGUAGCAGGUUCACCCUCCACCCCCAGCAGAGGUGUGGUUUCCGGAAAGAAGCAAGGAGACCAGAGACAUGGAAGAGGGACCGGGUCAUCCCAGAAGAAACAGGCCCUCCCCCCUCUGAGGCUGCCGAUGCGGUGGUGUCUCGGAAAGCGGUGCCCCCUAAAUCAGGACCCCCACCCCCUGGCGCGGCCCCCAGGCGUACUGGGAAGCUGUUCAAGCCCUUUAUGUUCACAAUAGGGUUUACAGGGUGCUCCUUUGGUGCGGCCGCCAUCUUGCAAUACGAGUCCUUGAAGUCACGAGUGAAGACGGCCAAGGACGAGGCUGAGCAGGAGAAAAACGGAAAGGCAUCACAAGACAUGACAUACUGGCACAACUGGUGGAACCAGCUAACAGACUUCCAGAAACAGAUCAUCCUGCUCAUGUCCUUUGUAGACGAUUUCUGGAGCAGCCUGACUGAGGGCCAGCAGAUGGCCACUGGGAUCAUAGCGGUCAAUGCUGUGGUGCUCUGCUGUUGGCGAAUACCCUCCAUGCAACGAUUCAUGGUCAAGUACUUUACUGCCAACCCAGCCUCCAAGACGAGGUGCCUUCCCAUGCUCCUCUCCACCUUCAGCCAUUACUCUAUAAUCCACAUGGCGGCCAACAUGUACGUCCUGUGGACCUUCUCCUCCAGCAUCGUCUCUCUCCUGGGGAAGGAGCAGUUCCUCGCUGUCUAUCUCUCUGCUGGCGUGAUCUCCACUAUGGUGAGCUACUUGUGUAAGACCAGCACGGGACGCCUGCAUCCCUCUCUUGGGGCGUCAGGGGCCAUCAUGACGGUCCUGGCCGCGGUCUGCACCAAGAUGCCCGAGGCCAAACUGGGAAUCAUCCUCCUGCCCAUGGUCAGCUUCACUGCAGGCAACGCCUUGAAAGCGAUCGUUGCCAUGGAUGCAGCGGGGCUCAUUAUGGGAUGGAGGCUGUUUGAUCAUGCUGCUCACCUUGGAGGAGCCCUCUUCGGAGUGUGGUAUGUAGCAUACGGCCACAAGCUGAUGUGGAGGAAGAGGGAGCCACUGGUCAAGGCAUGGCACAGCAUGAGAUCUCAGGCCCCUGGUGGACGGGGCAGGCCUGGGGGUUCGGGCGGCGACGGGGGCAGACCUGGACCCCCAACAUAGCACUCUGGGAAGUUGGCCCAUAACCACUGAUCAGGUGUCAGAUAUUCCUCACCCCAAUUGGUUAGGAUUGGCUCUAGGGGGUAUCUGAACCUAAAUCUGUGGUUAGGGGCAAUCUUCUACCUCAAGAAGCCUUUUUUUGGUACUUAUGCCUGGUGAUAUCCAGCUGACAGCUGUGGAGGGCGGGACCCAGCACCCCAAACCUUUGUUCUUCUAAUUGGCGCGUUCCUCUGCCCAGGCGUUGCUGACGCAUGCCUUAUCUGACGUCUGGAUAGGCCAACCACAUCAUAUGUUAUAGCAAUCUGGAGCCCGACGGCACAGUCAAUGACGUGGCACGCAACCAUUGGUAGAUGCAUGCAACAUCUGAGCAGGGGAACGCAACCAAUCUAAUCAGAGAGAGUGGACAUAUUUGUGACUUAAGAUGGCAGUCUUGUUUUAGGAGGAUUUCAGACAGUACUCUAUAGUAACUAAGUCCUAAUGGAUGAAUGAUUCAUUUGGUUUGAUAACAGUGACUACUCUAGUACAGAUGAUGUUGGCUUUAUCAUUAUGGGGUAGUUUCUAUGAAGAUGUGAGAUGUUACCAUAGAGAUAUUGUAUUACAUAAUGUAUUCAUAUUCUAUGUCUAUUGUUGAUACAGAGACUGCUUCUGUUCUCUAAACCUGACUUCCUGUUUGUAAGGAAGAGGUUAACGGAGAAUGACCGUCCUGGACUAAAACAACAAACUUCCUCAUUGACCAUAAGAACUUCAACUUCCUUGUAGUUUGUAGGUGUGCUGGCGCUGCCAGAGGUUUCUGAAAGGUUGAGGUGCUUAUCUUGGUAAAACAUUUUGUAAAUCCUGAGCCUUACAAAAAAGGUACAUAACACGCCAAAAAUGUCCUCAACACUGCGGUACUCUUUUAUUAAAAAGGUCACCAUCUUCACUGGGGUAGUACAUUUGGGUUUAAAGGGAUACUUCAGGAUUUUCCCAGAGUCAAGAUGAACUCAUGGAUAUCAUGUUUAUAUCUGCAUGCAGUAGAGGUAGUUUUGCUGCACGCAGCGCUGGCACAAGGCAGUUUCUCUGGACCCCUGUAAGGUCGGAGUUCGUCCCCCUCCUCCCUAAAAUAAAAAUCCAUUCACAAAGUAUAGACUACAGAUUGCUGUCCGUGGUGCUGAAAUUGCGACGUGUCUAUGCAGCGGGCCGAUCGAAUCAACCUGGUCUCUGAGCAUUUCGUAUUGUUCUGUAUGUAAAUCUGAGACCCUCCAUUUAGUAUGAUAUGUUACGAAUUUGCAGACGUACAAUGUAAAAAAUUUGCAAAACGAGUUAAGAAGUCUAGCUAGGUGUCUAACAUUAGCUAGGCUAGGGUUAAGUUUAAGAGUUAGUUUAAAGGGUUGGGAGAAGGGUUAGCUAACAUCCUAAGUAGUUGCUAAGCAGUUGCAAAGUAGCAAGUAGUUAAAGUUGCUAAAAUGCUAAAGAUCUCCUCGAUGAGAUUUGAGCUCGCAACCUUUGUGUUGGUAGACAUUCGCGUUAUACGCCAAGUAACCAUCUGUCUUAUGUAACCAUACGAAACAGAGUGUCCUUAGAUUUACGUACAGAAUAAUAUGAAAUUCUCUGAGACCAGGCUGAUGGAAUUGAUGAUAGGGUUUCUGUUGUGCCCGAGCAUGUAGCCUAUAGCUUCAGCUAAUAUAUGUUUAUUAGGCCUAUUUGGUUGUCAUUUUUUCAUAUUUGGUUGUCAUUUUCUCAUGUUAAGCUUAACAUUUCACUAAGCUAUACAGGGUGUUACAAGUCUGCCAUGAUUUAGACUGCUGGCUGGCGGCAAUAAUGUAAUGACUUGUUCUGUAAUUAAAGUUCGAAUUUCAAACAUUGCAGAUUGGUCAAAUACAUUUUCGGUACAACAGAAUACUAAUCGGCAACCAAUUGAUUAAAAAAAUAAAUAAUAAUAAUACAAUUGUCCUGUAUAGCCUAUCUGAGCCUGCAUGACAUGAGCCGUCCUCAUGCUCUCUCCCAGCUUGGAUAGGAAGUUGUGAGUAAAACCACUCUAUUAAUGACAAAUAAUAGUCAGCACACCUUCAAAACACUAGCUUACGUUGUUUCAUUAUGCAGUGUAGCCUACUAUCUAUACCUAUAUACAGUAUUUAUACAAAUUACACAUCAAAAAGCCUAACAAUGAGGACAAAUCCUUGGCUUGGGAUACAUUUUGUCACAAUUUAGUGUUGAACUCAGCAGGUUUUGUCUGGCUAAUAGCUGACAGAAAUGGGCUGCAAUCAAGGUAAAUUAAGGCCAACUUGAGACUCCCCCGAGCUUCUGAGACAUUGUACAUUAUAUGUCCAUUACGCUGCACACAAUUUAAACUUCGUCUUGAAUGAUGUAUGCCAAGAUAUACCAGAGAUAAGACUGUUGAUAUUGCUACCACACAACUCAAACACAGGAUCACCAGUAUGAAUAAAAUCACAAACCACUUUUUUAGUUUGAGCCCCCCCCAGAACUGUUGUCCAGUAUCCUACACAGCUUCCUGUACAGUUACUCUUUCCGGAACGUUUUGAAGCCGGUAAUUAAGGAGAAUGAGAGGCUCAAUUAAAGAUGUUGCAGAACUGUUGUAUUUAAAUCACCACUCCCUGCUGUUGCUAUGGCAAUCAAACUGUUUUUAACUGACGCUUUUGCGGGGAGAUCGUUUUAUAAAAACUAAAACUCACAAAGAACUACUUAAGAAUUAAACAUUAGGGUCUCGGUCUGAUAUGCGUUUUUGAACACCUGCCCAGUGGGCAAAACCUGGUUGAAAAGACGUCAGUAUGACAUAUUUUUAUGACUGCUCAUUCUGGUUGGAAAAGGAUGUUGUUUUUACGUAUUUGUCUUGACGACAAUACGACCAGUUGGUCAUAAUUGUGACCAUUAUAUUAUGUAGCCUACUGGUCAUAGUUAAUACCGUCAUAACCUGGUAAUGACCACAUGACUACAGCUUAUUACCUACUGUAAAAAAAAUAUUGCAGAGAAUAAAGUUGGAAAUUGAAAA